Molecule: messenger RNA, 2605 nt
Organism: Nerophis lumbriciformis (worm pipefish)
Lineage: Eukaryota; Metazoa; Chordata; Actinopteri; Syngnathiformes; Syngnathidae
Biological process (GO): epidermal cell differentiation; regulation of transcription by RNA polymerase II
Cellular component (GO): nucleus
Molecular function (GO): DNA-binding transcription factor activity, RNA polymerase II-specific; RNA polymerase II cis-regulatory region sequence-specific DNA binding
Source: RefSeq, a predicted model, not a curated record
CGUCCAGCAGCUGAUCGGUAAUCCAGAAGAAGUUUCCCCUCAGUUAGGGGGGAGCUCCACUUUGAAGCAGGAGACUCCGCAACCACCCUGCAUCAAAAAGGAAGAGGAGGAACUCUGCAUCACUCAGGAGGGAGAGUGUCUUCUAGGACGAGAGGAAGCUGAUUACACCAAGUUUCCACUGAGUAUUCUCUCUGUGAAGACUGAAGAUGAUGAAGAGAAACCACAAGUAAACAACCUCUUAGCUCCACUAUCAGAUAGUGAGGCUGAAGAUGAGGUUGAAGAACCUUUGAGCAGAGAUAAAGACUGUGAAGGUGAUAUGAGGACUCGCACUGACAACAAACACUCUGAAUGCUCUACAAAGAAGAGAGGUAAAACAUGUUUGAGCUGCUCAGUUUGUGCUGAAAGUUUUACUACAGAGUGCAAUUUGACUCGACACAUGAGAACACACACAGGUGAAAAACCAUUUAAUUGUUCAGUUUGUGGCAAAAGCUUUUCUGUUAAGUGCUAUUUGACUCAACACAUGAGAACACACACAGGUGAAAAACCAUUUAAUUGUUCAGUAUGUGGCAAAAGCUUUUCUCAAAAUAGCCAUUUGACUCGACACAUGAGAACACACACAGGAGAAAAAACAUUUAAAUGUUCAGUUUGUGGCAAAAGCUUUUCUCAAAAUAGCAUUUUGACUCAACACAUGAGAACACACACAGGUGAAAAAACAUUUAAUUGUUCAGUUUGUGACAAAAGCUUUUCUCGAAAUAGCAUUUUGACUCAACACAUGAGAACACACACAGGUGAAAAACCAUUUAAUUGUUCAGUUUGUGACAAAAACUUUUCUCAAAAUUGCCGUUUGACUGAACACAUGAGAACACACACAGGUGAAAAACCAUUUAAGUGUUCGAUUUGUGGUCACAACUUUUCUAUUAAGAACCGUUUGACUGAACACAUGAGAACACACACAGGUGAAAAACCAUUUAGUUGUUCAGUGUGUUGUAAAAGUUUUACUAAAAAGAGCCAUUUGACUCGACACAUGAGAACACACACAGGAGAAAAAACAUUUAUUUGUUCAGUUUGUGGCAAAAGCUUUUCUCAAAAUAGAUCUUUGACUCGACACAUGAGAACACACACAGGAGAAAAACCAUGUACUUGUUCAGUUUGUGGCAAAGGCUUUUCUCAAAAUAGCUAUUUGACUAAACACAUGAGAACACACACAGGUGAAAAACCAUUUAGUUGUUCAGUUUGUGGCAACAGCUUUUCUCAAAAUAGCAAUCUGACUCAACACAUGAGAACACACACAGGAGAAAAAACAUGUAAUUGUUCAGUUUGUGGCAAAAGCUUUUCUCAAAAUAGCAUUUUGACUGAACACAUGAGAACACACACAGGAGAAAAACCAUAUAAGUGUUCAGUGUGUGACAAAAGCUUUUGUGUUAAGACCAAUUUGAUUAAACACAUGAGAACACACACAGGUGAAAAACCAUUUAAUUGUUCAGUUUGUGGCAAAAGCUUUUCUCAAAAUAGCUGUUUGACUCUACACAUGAGAACACACACAGGUGAAAAACCAUUUAAUUGUUCAGUUUGUGGCAUAAGCUUUUCUCAAAAUAGAUGUUUGACUCACCACAUGAGAAUACACACAGGAGAAAAACCAUGUACUUGUUCAGUUUGUGGCAAAGGCUUUUCUCAAAAUAGCUAUAUGACUAAACACAUGAGAACACACACAGGUGAAAAACCAUAUAGUUGUUCAGUUUGUGGCAACAGCUUUUCUCAAAAUAGCAAUCUGACUGAACACAUGAAAACACACAUCGGUGAAAAAACAUUUAAUUGUUCAGUUUGUGGCAAAAGCUUUUCUGGUAAGACCAAUUUGACUAAACACAUGAGAACACACACUGGAGAAAAAUCAUUUAGUUGUUCAGUGUGCUGUAAAAGGUUCCAACAUAAUGCAGACGCAGUAAAACACAUAAGAACACACAAGGGAAAAUAACCAAUUAGUUGUUUAGUUUGUGGUAUGUUGCUCAUAUGUGGUGACAUCCACCCUACCCAGGACCUCCUCACUGCUUCUUUCACAAAUAUCUGAGGUAUUCAUACAAACUUGGAUUAUUUGAAGCAUAAUCUUAUCUACUCAUGACCCCAUGUCUUCUCUGUAUCUGAAACCUUCCUGAACAGUAAGAUAGAUGAUGCUUCAAGUGCUUGGUUACUCCUUCUUCAGUCCAGGGACCUGGGGCCUCAUGUGUCAAGUUUGUACACGCUCAAAAACCUGCACUACACCCUUUUUCACUGCAAAGUUGAGAUGUAUCAAAACUGACUAACGCAUAAGUGAUGCUGGGUAACUGUUUGCAUAACCAAGUGCCAACUUUUACUCCUCAGACUGAUUGAUGUGCAAAUCAGAGACAUAUGAACAAUUAACACCCAACACCCACAACCCAACCCCCACCUCCCUCGACAUGGUCCUGGUGGAGAUCUACACUCUUAGUGCUUUUCUUCUUUAUUCAGAGUAAUGAUUUGACUUUCUAAAGGUUUUGAACUACUAAGUGGGUUGAAAAAUAUGUAUGUGUUUCUUGUAGAAUUUAAAAUGUAGAAUUGUUUUUCUUCAAUGUUUGCCCUUUUUCUGGUUUGA